AUGUUCCUUCGCCAACCUCCGGAUCGAGGUACCUCGGAUCACCAAACCUCGGAUACCCCAACUUCGACGGCUGCCAGUCCUGCGGUCUCGGAUACCUCUACCUUACCGUGGACCGAGUACAAAAGCUUGGCAGUGGCGACUUUGGCCUGCACGGGGGGGGACUCUGGUGGGAUCUCAAAUUCGACCCUUCCAUUGGGGCCUCCUCCAAUACUCACUCCGGACGUGGACCAGGUCAGUGACAACGUUCCAGCCUCGGACCUGAGUGAUCCUAUCUUGCUUCCGAGUAACCGGAUCGAAGCGUCGAGCUUGGUUGACCGAGCGACGAUGGACGCCGCGAUCGAAUCGAUCUUUUUUUGUCUGUACCUACAGCAAACUGUCGUGGAUCGAUACCAGAGUAUGGAGUCUGCCUUAGCAUAG
This is a messenger RNA of Peronospora matthiolae, 417 nucleotides long. The record is from the annotation of a GenBank genome assembly. NCBI's taxonomy places the organism in Eukaryota, Oomycota, Peronosporomycetes, Peronosporales, Peronosporaceae.